UGCUACUCUCCCCUCUUCAACCUCCUUAUUUUUCCCACCCCUCGCCGGCCGGAUUUAUCCCCUCUUCUUCUUCUUCGUCAUCAUGCCUUCUUCUUCCCUUCAACUCCACCACCCCUUCAAUCCCGGCACGGCCUUGGACUGCCACAAGCAGCCUCCAACGCUCUCCACGCGCCGCCUUGUUGUUCCUCUCUCCUCUUCCAAGCUUGAUCUUCCUCCGGUUCCGGACUCGGUUCUUUUCCAGCACGCGCACGAGGUAGGGCCAGGCCAGUGCUGCUCCGUCGUGAUCCAGUCCAUCCACGCGCCCGUCUCCACCGUCUGGUCCGUGGUUCGUCGCUUUGAUAACCCCCAGGGCUAUAAGCAUUUCGUAAAGAGCUGCCAGGUCAUCGACGGCGAUGACCGCGGCAUUCACGUCGGCGCCGUCCGAGAGGUCCACGUGGUGUCCGGCCUUCCCGCGGUGUCCAGCACCGAGCGGUUGGAGAUCCUCGACGAUGAGCGCCACGUCAUCAGCUUCAGCGUCGUCGGAGGGGACCACCGCCUGAGCAACUACCGUUCCGUCACGACCUUGCACGCGCAUGGGAACGAGACGGUGGUCAUCGAAUCGUACGUCGUCGAUGUGCCGCCGGGCAACACGAAGGAAGAGACAUGCGUGUUCGUGGACACCAUCGUACGGUGCAACUUGCAAUCCUUGGCUCAGAUCGCGGAGAACAUGGCCAGAAGGGACCAGAAACCGCCAUUAUCAUCGUAAAUUCACACAUUCUCAAACUCUUCUUCUGUUUCAGUCAGUGGUGUAUGAUUCCGGGUUUUUUCUGUUUCAAAUGCGGGUACGGAUCUUGUAUCCAUUUGAGUCGGGGCAUAGAUCAAUGAAAUACACCCGUAUUGGGAACGAAUGGGUAGAUCUCGCUUUAGGUUUUUUGGCAGGGUCUCGAUCGGACGGCAAUGGUUGAAUGUGAUAUAUGUGCAUAUAUAAUAAAUUAGUUAUAUAUGUUUGCAUAUAGUCUUCUUCUAAUUUUUUUUUCAUUCCACCGUUCGCUCUGAUCGAGGAUUGCUUCUAUUUGCCCAAAAUGUUAUCCCCAUCAAACUUGGUCGAUCCUUCAUGUCGUGUUCCUAUGUAAAUUCUGUUUUGUGGUGAAGCCAUGAAAUUAAUUACAAGUUAAAGUGAUUUUUAUUGGAUUCA
Messenger RNA from Neltuma alba, 1174 nucleotides. RefSeq names its product abscisic acid receptor PYL4. Lineage: Eukaryota; Viridiplantae; Streptophyta; Magnoliopsida; Fabales; Fabaceae. Bases 83 to 745 code for a protein of 220 amino acids. The record is from RefSeq and is a predicted model, not a curated record. Gene Ontology annotation, cellular component: cytoplasm; nucleus. Gene Ontology annotation, biological process: abscisic acid-activated signaling pathway. The transcript has a single exon. Gene Ontology annotation, molecular function: protein phosphatase inhibitor activity; abscisic acid binding; signaling receptor activity.